Pneumocystis jirovecii RU7 is the source of this 954-nucleotide messenger RNA. RefSeq lists its product as uncharacterized. Gene Ontology annotation, molecular function: cyclin-dependent protein serine/threonine kinase regulator activity; protein kinase binding. Bases 1 to 954 code for a protein of 317 amino acids. Gene Ontology annotation, cellular component: nucleus; cyclin-dependent protein kinase holoenzyme complex. The record is from RefSeq and is a predicted model, not a curated record. Gene Ontology annotation, biological process: regulation of cyclin-dependent protein serine/threonine kinase activity. The transcript has 2 exons. Lineage: Eukaryota; Fungi; Ascomycota; Pneumocystomycetes; Pneumocystales; Pneumocystaceae.
AUGACCACUAUUAUUGACUCAGAAUCCCCAAAAAUAAAUUAUUCAUAUACAGAACGUCGUCAAGAGGAAGCAUGCUCAAAGUUUUCAAAAAAAAACAUCAAACCAACAACACUUGUAAUGCGGCAUUCAACCAAUGUAGAUGUACUGCAUCAUACAAAUACAGAACUUCUUCAUUUAACAUCAUUUACAAACAAUGAGGAACAACAUGAAAAACCUCAUUCAGUACAUCAUGGACGAACACAUCGUCUUGCUACAAAAUAUCCAUCGAUAAUAGCACAGCCUAGUACGAUAGAAACAACUCCAUUACAUCUUAUGGCUACACCCAAAGUUUCUUUACCAUCAGCACUUCCAAGAGUUACACAUCAUCUUGAUAUCGCUAAUCAUCCUAUACAGAAUAUUCUUCAAAUGCUUUCGUCUCUUCUUCUUAAAAUUACACAAUCAAAUGAUCAUCUUCACCAUGUUCAUAGUUAUCGAUUAUCUACUUCACAAUCACCUAAUUCUAUUCUUUUGCUUUCAUUUCACGCAAGGAAUAUACCGUCAAUAUCAAUCCAUGCUUAUCUUGUCCGUAUUCUAAAAUAUUGUCCAACAACCAAUGAAGUUUUUCUUAGUCUUCUUGUUUACUUUGAUCGUAUGAGUAAACAGUCUAACAGCAAGCUGUCUCGAAUUUCUUCAAGGAGUGAACCAAUUCCUACUUUUACUAUUGAUAGUUAUAAUAUUCAUCGGCUAAUUAUUGCUGGUAUUACAGUUGCUUCCAAAUUCUUUAGCGAUAUUUUUUAUACAAAUUCCCGAUAUGCAAAGGUUGGCGGAUUACCUUUAUCUGAACUUAAUCAUCUUGAACUACAAUUCCUAUUAAUGAAUGAUUUCCGACUUAUGAUUCCACUUAAAGAAAUGCAGCAAUAUGGCGAUCAGCUUUUACGAUAUUGGUUAUCCACCAAUGGGCGUAAACAGGAAUAA